This is a messenger RNA of Rhincodon typus (whale shark), 1969 nucleotides long. Its product is annotated as hepatocyte nuclear factor 4-beta-like. NCBI's taxonomy places the organism in Eukaryota, Metazoa, Chordata, Chondrichthyes, Orectolobiformes, Rhincodontidae. The record is from RefSeq and is a predicted model, not a curated record. Gene Ontology annotation, cellular component: nucleus. Gene Ontology annotation, molecular function: nuclear receptor activity; zinc ion binding; nuclear steroid receptor activity. Bases 13 to 1269 code for a protein of 418 amino acids. The transcript is spliced from 9 exons. Gene Ontology annotation, biological process: cell differentiation; anatomical structure development; positive regulation of transcription by RNA polymerase II.
AUUCCAUCAGAAAUGAGUAAUAUUAAUGCGUUGAUGAACAACGGUAUCACUGCCAUGUGCUCAAUCUGUGGUGACCGUGCAACAGGGAAACAUUAUGGUGCGUCCAGUUGUGAUGGAUGCAAAGGUUUCUUCAGGAGAAGUGUUCGAAAAAAUCAUGUCUACACAUGCAGGUUUAGCAGGCAGUGUGUGGUUGACAAGGACAAGAGAAACCAGUGCAGAUACUGCAGGCUCAAGAAGUGCUUCAGAGCUGGGAUGAGAAAGGAAGCUGUACAGAAUGAAAGGGACAGAAUCAGCAUUCGCAGGACCAGCUAUGAAGAUAUUGGCUCUCUGUCCAUUGCUACACUGAUCCAAGCAGAAACAAUGGCUAGGCAGAUAUCUGGUUUCAAUCCUGUUCAUCAUGCUGAUAUUGCAAUGAAGAAGAUCGCAACGAUCAAUGAUGUUAGUGAAUCCAUGAAACAGCAACUGCUUGUUUUAGUCGAAUGGGCAAAAUCUAUCCCAGCAUUCUGUGAAUUGCUACUGGACGACCAGGUUGCAUUGCUUAGAGCUCAUGCAGGGGAGCACUUGCUGCUGGGUCUGGCUAAACGUUCAAUACCUUACAAGGACAUCCUCUUGUUAGGAAAUGAUUACAUCAUUCCCAGGCACUGCCCAGAAUUAGAAAUUAUGCGUGUUGCAAACAGGAUUCUGGAUGAGCUGGUGAAACCAUUUCAUGACCUCCAGAUAGAUGAGAAUGAAUUUGCUUGCCUCAAAGCUGUGGUAUUUUUUGAUCCUGAUUGCAGGGGUGUUAGUGAUACAGCAAAAAUCAAAAAUAUGCGAUUCCAAGUGCAGGUCAACCUGGAGGAUUAUAUCAACGAUCGUCAGUAUGACUCCCGUGGACGGUUCAGUGAUAUUCUCCUGCUUCUUCCAUCACUGCAGAGCAUCACAUGGCAGAUGAUUGAACAAAUUCAGUUUGCCAGACUCUUUGGAGUGGCAAGAAUUGAUAAUCUUUUGCAGGAAAUGCUGUUGGGAGGAUCCACAACCGAAGUAACUCAGUACCCACAUUCUGGACAUUCUGGUCUAGUUCACAAUCCUUUAAGUGGCCAUGCAGUGAUUACAACGGGUGUGUCUUCAGCAAUCCAUCAUGUUCAAAUCUCAUCACCAGAGACUCCACUUCCGUCGCCGUCUUCUGGUUCAGGAAAUGAAGACUAUAAACUGCAUCCUGUUGCUCAGAUUCAGACUCCGUCUGCACGUAUGCUGCCUCAAACCAUCGUUCCCAAGCAGGAAAUAUUGUAAAAUAAUAAACCAAUGUAAUCCCACACUGACCAUGUGCAAAAACAUAUACCAAUUUACAACAGGCACUUCUCCAAACCACAAAUGUCAGUUAAUAUGGAAAGAAACAGAAAGUGUGUUGUGAGCUGUUAACUAGCAUGUUUGUAAAGAGAAUGAUCAUAAGUAUUCAUACCACCUCAUAUCAUUAAUACAUGUAGAAGUCAAAAAUGUGGAAAAAUAUCGAAUAUAUCUAUACAUAAUUCAUCUUAAAUUUCCUCUGUACUUAAACCAAGAGACACAUAAUCUAGCACAAUCAUAGAAUUUUAGGUGUAGGUUAGUUAUGCUCAAAAGUCCAAUGCACUCAAAUCUCCUCAAUUUAUAACAACUGACUUUCAACAUCUCCAUCUGAACCAUAAGUCUAUCCAUAAAACCAGCUCUUCUCAUAAAUUAAAAAGGUGAAGUGAGAGUGACUACCAUUGACAUCAAGGCAGCAUUCAACCAAAUAUGGAAUCAAUAAGCACUAGCAGAACUGGAGUGAAUGGGAAUCAGGGGGACAUCUCAAGGCUGGCUGGAGUUAUGCUUUGCACAAAGAAAGUUGACUGUGAUUGUUAGAAGUCAAUCACUUUGGCCCAAGAUGUCUCUGCAGGAGUUCCUCAGGGUAGUUUCCUAGGCUUAACCAUCUUCCGAUGUUUCAUCAAUGAUCUUCCCUCCAUCAUAAGCUCAG